UCGACAUGUUAAACCACGUGACGUCUGUUUACAUCCUCUCAGCUGCUUCUGUCCUCUUCUUCUUCGCUUCGACACAACGCCUCGCCGUUAGUUUACCUUUUCAUCCGAACCAGCUACCUGAUAAGCACAGUUUACUAGCAGUGAGCCUUUAAAAGGAGACUUCUAACGUAUGAAAGUCAGUGACCGUCGCAUUGCACAGAGCAUCCAGUUACAAGGAGUAAGUAAAUGCGACACGGCAUUGUUGUGACUUUCUGCCUGGACAUGACCAUAGUCUAAACUCUGACACUCGAGGAGUCACAGCGGCAGCAUCCUUUAGGUCAGCCGUUCAUCUCCAUGCCAGUCUGAGGAGGAAUCACUUAGCCUGAGUACGAGUUUGGUCCUUGUUUCCUCUUCUUUUCACCAUGGGGGGAGCCGUGAGCGCUGGGGAGGACAAUGAUGACCUCAUUGAUAAUCUGAAGGAGGCCCAGUAUAUCCGCACAGAAAAAGUUGAACAGGCUUUCCGAGCCAUAGACCGUGGUGACUACUAUCUGGACGGCUACAGGGACAGUGCCUACAAAGACUUGGCGUGGAAGCACGGCAACAUCCACCUGUCUGCUCCUUGUAUAUACUCUGAGGUGAUGGAGGCCCUUAAACUGCAGCCUGGACUUUCUUUCCUCAAUCUGGGCAGUGGAACUGGCUACCUGAGCACAAUGGUUGCCCUUAUCAUAGGGCCAUUUGGUGUGAACCAUGGAGUUGAGCUCCAUAAGGAUGUAGUUGAAUAUGCCAGAGAGAAACUUGAUGAUUUCAUAAAGAAUAGUGACAGCUUUGAUAAGUUUGAGUUCUGUGAACCCGUCUUUGUGGUGGGGAAUUGCCUUGAAAUCUCAGCAGACAGUCACCAAUACGAUCGCAUCUAUUGUGGCGCAGGAGUGCAGAAAGACCAUGAAAAUUACAUGAAAGUACUGCUCAAAAUUGGAGGCGUUUUGGUGAUGCCUAUAGAGGAUCAGCUGACCCAGAUAACCAGGACUGGUCAGUGCACAUGGGAGAGUAAAAACAUCUUGGCGGUGUCCUUUGCCCCCUUGGUCCAGCAGAGCAGAGCUGAUGGAGAGAAGCCUGACGCUGUCCAGCUGCCCCCAGUGACUGUCCGCAGUCUUCAGGAUCUGUCUCGGAUCUACAUACGCCGCACUCUCAGAAACCUGGCCAAUGAGGACAGCCAAGGGAAGGGGAUGGCGCAAAGAGUUCCCCAGAAGCGCAAACGCAGGCGCUGCCGACGGCGACGCAUCAACACCUACGUUUUUGUAGGCAACCAGCUGAUCCCACAAAUGGUGGAGAGCGAGGAGGAGGAGCAUGCUGAGGAAGAACACAAGGAAGUGGAGGAGGAGGAAGAGGAGGAAAGAGACAUUGGUGAAAUUGAAAUCCUCAAGCAAGUGAACGUGUUGAGAGACCAAAUAAUGGCUUUACCGCUGCCUGAGUCACUUAAAGCAUUUUUGCUGUAUUACAGAGAGAAAUGACUGAACUCCAUAUCUACUCUUGACGGGUGCAGCGCCUGCUGAAAUUUUUCUCUUUACUCUUCAGUACAAAUGUAGCAUUAUUUCCAUUAAAUCUUGAUGGCAAAACUGUAAUUAAAAGAUACGUCAGAUAAUAUUGGAUAAUAAUGUUAUGAUUGUCACGAGUUUAGUUUUUUUUGACAUUUUAUUUUGAUUUGUAUGUUUAAGAAAAAAGAAAAAGAUAUACCUAAAAAAGGACAUAGUUUCAGAAGCCCAUUUUGAGAUUCAGAUUUGAUCACAAUUUCAGGACUUCUGCAGAAAUGUGCAGAUACAAAAAUUGUAUAAUAAACAAAGUUCUUUUGUUUAAAAUAUGAUCAUGCAAAGAUUUAAACUUUUAUUGGAGUUUUUUUAGAAGCUUUAACUUACCAUCAGUGUCUAGUGAUUUAAUGAUCACCAGAAAAGAAGCAAAAGACACUGGAAGACAAAUAAGGCCAGAUGUCCUCCCAUUUCAUAAUCACUACUUUUCUUGAUAUUUUGUCUUCAGUCAAUGUGUUUUGUACCUUCCUAUUACAAAAGAUCAUUGAGAAACUAGAUUGGUUAUUUUUUUUUUCUACAGGGCACCUUUUUAAUGUAACAUUUUCUACAGGGUGGUAAUGUGUUUCCUCAGUUUGCAUAUGAAUAGCUGACAUCCUACUGGAUAUAAGGUGUUGUAGACCAUCUCCAUGGUUUCCCCCCCAUUGUUGAUGCAAAUACAAUUAUUAUUUCAAUUAUAUCCGAGGUUUGAAUAAUGAUAGAAUUGAUUACGGGUGGUUCACAUUUUCAGCUUUGUUUUAGAGAGGAAUGGUAAAGGGGAGAUGUCAAUAAUGCAUGAAUAUACUGUAUAUGUGUUGGCUGUUCCUGACUUUACUUCACAUCUUAUGCUUGGUCACUGGAGGUGAUGUCCCAAGUGAUCAAGUCUGAAAAUGUUUUGACAAAAGGAGAGAGAGAAAAAAAAGGAUUUUAAGAAUAUUUAUCAUUUAGAUGGCCUUGAGACAAAUCUCAAAUGUGUUUUUUAUGCAAAUGCAAAACCGAAUUGCUUACGAUUUUAAAGCCUUUUAUAUCCUGGACUGUCCUAGAAGUGUCCAACAAAGCACCUUAGUCUGCAGUCCUCAAGAAAAA
Etheostoma spectabile (orangethroat darter) is the source of this 2621-nucleotide messenger RNA. It is a transcript of the gene pcmtd1, whose product is annotated as protein-L-isoaspartate (D-aspartate) O-methyltransferase domain containing 1. Gene Ontology annotation, cellular component: cytoplasm. Lineage: Eukaryota; Metazoa; Chordata; Actinopteri; Perciformes; Percidae. Gene Ontology annotation, biological process: protein modification process. Gene Ontology annotation, molecular function: protein-L-isoaspartate (D-aspartate) O-methyltransferase activity. The record is from RefSeq and is a predicted model, not a curated record. The transcript is spliced from 6 exons. Bases 402 to 1487 code for a protein of 361 amino acids.